This is a messenger RNA of Prorocentrum cordatum, 1851 nucleotides long. The record is from the annotation of a GenBank genome assembly. NCBI's taxonomy places the organism in Eukaryota, Dinophyceae, Prorocentrales, Prorocentraceae.
AUGCUCGCGCCCCCUGGAGGUCCUCCGAUAGGCGCGCCCUUCGGCUCUGCGGCGGAGGCCGCGCCGCCGCUGGCGCACCCGGCGCCGCAGCCGAGCAGCGUGGUGAGGCUGCGGCAGAAGCUGGCGGAGUCGGCCAGCCUGCUGCAGGAGGCGGACGACCCGCUGUGGCAGGAGGCGUCCCUCCACCUCAGGCGCGCGCAGCUCCGCCCCCUGCCAGGCUCGCUCGCUGCCGGUGGCAUGCCGCCACCGCCGCACUCGAACCCGCUCAUGCCGCUGUACAGCGGGCGGCCGCGCGCACUCGCCAACUACGCGGCCAGCCGCAGCGUCCCCGACCUGCGCUUUCGCAGCGGCCCAGCGGCUGCGCCGUCUUCCAUGAGGCGGUCAGAGUCGCCGCUGCUGGCUGCCGGCCAGCAGGUCUUGCACAGCGAGCCUGCGUCCUCGCGCCCGAGCCAGGAGCGCGAGAGGGCGGUGCUGGAGGAUCCCGAGUUCGGCCACCUGGAGAGGGCGCUGCAGUCCCAGAUGGCCCACCUGGAGAGCCAGCUCCACCGCAUUCGCGCCCACCGCGAUGGGAAUGGCGAGGGCGCGACGGUGCGGGCCGGGUCCGAGCCUGCGCAGUCGAGAGGGCCGUUGCCACAUCAGGCGGCGGGGGCCCGGGAGCGGUCGAUGACCCCGGGGACCGACAGGCAGGUGACGGUGGUGAUCAAGCAGGACGACAAGUCGUCUGUGAUGGAAGGGUUCCAGAGCAUCAUCGACGCGCUGCAGCGCAAGGAGGACUCUGCUGCCGCACCAUCGACGGCGGCAUCCGCGCAGCUCCCAGAGUCGGUGGGCUCGCUGCUGGCGAAGGAGGUCCGCGAGGCGGUCCACAAGGCCAUGGAGGAGCACGCCGUCAAGGCGCGGCAGCAGGCGCCGCCGCAGCGCCCGCAGGGCAGAUCGCCCCCGGAGGCGCCGAGGCCCCCGCGCCCUGGCGCGGGGGCCGGCCAGCCGGUGCGGCCGCCCCCGGUGAGCAGGGCCAGCCCCAGCAGCGUCAGCCCCACGCCGCGCAGCCAGCGCGCGCCGUGGCCGCAGGAGCGGCUCACAUCCGGCAGGCGGCCAGGCACCGGCGGCUCCAGAGCCACCACCACCGCGUCGCAGCAGGCCAGCUCCAGGGGGCGCCCGCCGAGGCCCGAGGCCGCGUCGGAUCAGGACAAGAACGCAAAGCGCCAGUCCGCGAAGGAUUGGAACCCAUCGGAGCGGAUGGCGUACCUCGAGUCGUUGGGCAUCGCCGACAAGCGCGCGGAACGAGGGCUCCUGCGGUUCCUGGAGAGCGCGCUCGCGGCGGCGCCGAUCCCAGUGCCCUGGACCAUGUUCGUGGACCAGGCUGGGCAUAGCUUCUUCUACAACGAGGGCAGCGGGGAGAGCACCUGGAGGCAUCCACUGGAGCAGAUCUUGAAGGACCUCGCCGCCACGUGCCGGCAGGCCCUGAGGCUGCACGCGGGCAAGCGGAACGAGUGGCUGCAGACUCUGGUGAACGCGUGGACGGAGGAGGCCGCGAAGGAGUACGCGAAAUGGUACACGGCCAAGGAUUCCAAUGGGCGCGAGUAUUAUUGUCAGGUCGAGACCAACGAGACGAUGUGGGAGCACCCGGUGAACGUAAUACUGCCCGCCUACUACGUGAAAAUUGAGUUUGCGAAGAAGUUGCUUGACCACUCGUACGUGGACAGCCUGCUCGCGGUGCCCCCGAUGGCGCCUUCGCAGCCCGCCGUGCGGGGGCCACACGACGUCGCCUUCGCCGAGACGAAGGCUUCUGGCAGCUCGCAGAGGGGGGACUCGAAGUACUCCACCAGCUCCUCCCAGCGAGCCAUGGCGGCGUGA